Messenger RNA from Panicum virgatum (switchgrass), 1382 nucleotides. RefSeq names its product putative cyclin-dependent kinase F-2. The coding region runs from base 40 to 1056 and encodes 338 amino acids. The record is from RefSeq and is a predicted model, not a curated record. Gene Ontology annotation, cellular component: nucleus. Lineage: Eukaryota; Viridiplantae; Streptophyta; Magnoliopsida; Poales; Poaceae. Gene Ontology annotation, biological process: protein phosphorylation; regulation of mitotic cell cycle. The transcript has a single exon. Gene Ontology annotation, molecular function: cyclin-dependent protein serine/threonine kinase activity; ATP binding.
CCCGCGCCCGCAAACCGCAGCAGAACUAAGAGCAGAACCAUGGAGCACUACGAGCGGCUCGGCAAGAUCGCUGAGGGCGCCUCGGGGGCCGUCUACAUGGCCCGCGACCGCCGCACGGGCGAGACCGUCGCCGUCAAGCGCCUCCGCGCGGGGGGCGGCAGCGGCGACGGGGAGGCCUUCGCGGCGGCGUUCCUCCGCGAGGCGCGCUGCCUCGAGGCCUGCCGCGGCCACCCGUGCCUCGUCGAGCUCCGCGCCGCGCACCUCGAGGGCGCGGGCGGCGCGUUCCUCGUCAUGGAGUACGCCGGCCGGAGCCUGGCGGAGGUCGUGCGGGAGCGGGAGGCCCGCGGCGCCGGGCGCGCGUUCCCGGAGGCCGAGGCGCGCCGCGUCGUGCGGCGCCUCCUCGAGGGCGCCGCGGCGAUGCACGCCCGCGGCGUCCUGCACAGGGACCUCAAGCCCGACAACGUCCUCCUCGACGCCCGCGGCGGGGUCAAGAUCUGCGACUUCGGCCUCUCCCGCGCGGCCGCCGCGGACGGCGACGGCGCCGCGCCGCCGCCGCUCACGCCGGGCGUCGCCACGCUGUGGUACCGCGCGCCGGAGCUCAUCCUCGGCUCGCGGGACUACGACGCGGGCGUCGACACCUGGGCGCUCGGCUGCAUCAUGGCCGAGCUCCUCGCCGGCGCGCCGCUCUUCCCGGGGAGGUCCGAGAUGGACCAGCUCAACCGGGUCUUCGACACGCUGGGGAUGCAGGACAUGGCGUCCUGGCCGGGCUUCGCGCGGCUGCCGCGCGCGGACUCGGGGCUCUGCCGCCGCGCCCGCCCGCCCAGCCGCCUCCGGGAGAUGUUCCCGGCGCUCUCGGCCGCCGGCUUCGACGUCCUCAGCGGGCUCUUGGCAUGCAGGCCGGACCGUCGCCUCGCUGCCGCGGACGCGCUCCGGUGCCCGUGGUUCGCGGACGCCGCCGCGCCCGAGGCGGCACCAGCUGAUCAGCUGCGUUCCGCUUCCUGCGCCGCCGCCAUCGCUUCCAGUGUCGCCGGGGUCUCCGAGGCGAUCAUAGCAUAGAGCACACGAGUACACCACAUUUGAUUUUUUUUCGCGACAGUGCACGUUUUUGAUUAAGAGAAAACAUGGCGAAGAAACAGGGGCAGCGCUGCAUCGGGCGGAGGGAAGCGGCGGCGGCGGCGUCUGCUGCGCCUCCGACCUGGGCACCGGGUCUUGAUCUUGGACCGGGCCUCUAUAGGGUACGUUUAGGGCCGGGUCCAAACAAAACCCAAGCGAAAAUAAAAUUUUAAAAAAAUGUAUGGUUGCUUUAAUAUUUGUGCAAAUUUCAUGGAAGGGACCAUUGAAGCAAAACUCAUUACAUUGUUUACUCACUUUCCGUGUAAUAA